GACAAGAUGGCGGAUGCGGAGGAGGAAACUGAAGUAACUCCGCCUCGUUUAUCCGCGAGCGAUUUUGACAUAUUCGCCGAAAAACUCCUGACGCAUCAGUUACUGUUGACUGCACUUGAGCUGCACACGGAAUUAGUUGAAGCAGGUCUGGAGAUUCCUCGUUUACGUGAUUUCUUCUCCAAUCCUGGGAAUUUCGAACGUCAAUACCAGACGACAACACUAAGCGGUAGCGCACACUCGCCAGUUAUACCUCGCACAUCUAGUAUUGCAACCAUUGAUUCACUGGAUGAUUAUGCUCGUUAUUCAGACGAUGGUGCCCGAGACACAGAUGAAAAGGUUGCAGUCUUAGAAUUUGAAUUGAGGAAAGCUCAUGAGACUAUUAAAGCACUGAGGGGAUCUUUGACUGAAGCAACUGAAACUGAAACUCCAGCUUCUGAAAGUAGUCAUGGAGAGAAUAUUGACAGAGAUCAUUCAUCUGGAGGGGACUCCUUGAGACCACAUGAGAAGCGAGCCCUGAAUUUCUUAGUGAAUGAAUACUUACUAAAGAAUGGCUACAGAAUGACCUCUGUAACUUUCUCAGAUGAGAAUGCUGAUCAGGACUUUGAUGACUGGGAUGAUGUGGGUUUGAACACUGCCAAGCCUCCAGACCUGCUGCAUCUUUACAGAGACUAUGGACAUCACACUGUACCCGAAGUGAUGCUGGUGUUGAAAUCAGUGAAAGAAGAGAAAGCAAACUUGGAGGCAGAAUAUGCCAAGUUACAAGAGGAGUGCAAACAGCUUCAGGAGGGAAUAGGAGAGUUGAAAUAUGAGAACCAUACAUUGAAUGAAACAGUUGAAAAAUUGGAAAGUGAAAUAAAGGAGAUUGUCAACUCAUCACAUUUGACUGAAAGGGCCUCGCUGAGCGUAGAGAAAAGCAUUGAAUCAUCAGAGACAGAUACAGAUGGUGUCACAGCAGAACACAUCAGCGAAUCAACAACAAAGAAUGAGGACGCCACUGAUGGUACGGAGAACAAUGAUGCUGUGGAGAUUAGUGAAAGAGGCAAUGUACCAAAUGAGGAAGGAAAUGGAGACGCUGCAGAGAAACUUCAGACUAGUGAAGAAUUGGGUAGUAAAGAUCCCGAAGAAAAUUUACCUGACGAUGGUAGUCAUCAACGAAAUACAGCCGAUGUGGAACUGACACAACAAAAGAGUGAUGACCCUCAAGUCAGAACUUUCUCUCCAUCAUCACAGCCAAGCAGCAACGAAGAGAAAGAUCAAACUUCAUCAAGAACAACUUCAUCUUUAUUUAGAGACACGCUGUUGACUUUCACGCAUGUGCAGUUAGAGAAUAGACUUUCUAAUGAGGUCUGUAAGCUUUCCAACGCUGAUGAAAAUGUGGUUCUAAUUGUUGCGAGAUGUUUGCCUCAUAUUGUACCAAACGUGUUGCUGAACAAAAGAGAGGAAUUGAUUCCUGUAAUUCUUUGUUCAGCCAUUCACCAUCCAGCUGUGAAGGAAAGAGAUAAUCUUCUUCACAUGUUAUUUAAUCUUAUUAAACGACCAGACGAAGAUCAGAGGCAGAUGAUUAUGAGCGGGUGUGCUGCGUUUGCGCAGGUCGUGGGACCAACUCGAAUAGAGGCUGAACUUUUACCACAAUGGUGGGAACAGAUUGGCCACAAGUAUGUUGAAAGAAGACUCCUUGUUGCUGAAGCUUGUGGUGGAUUAGCGCCGUAUUUACCGGAUUACAUUCGUAGCUCUCUCGUGUGGUCCAUGUUGAAACAAAUGCUGAGCGAUGAUCGAAACGAGGCUGUUCGAGAGGCCGUAACAAAGAGUCUGGGACUUGUCGUGGCGUUUAUGGAAAAUGUGGAUAAAUAUCAACAGGCCUACGAGUUGUUAGAGGAAACGUUGUUUGAUCCGUCAGAAAAAGUAGCGAAGACUUCCAGAGAAGUGUUUCUACCGUCAUUUGCCGCAUGGGCUCAAGAUCUUGAUAAAGUAGAGUCUCAUCUCUUCACCUCCCUAAUCUCCAUAGUGGAAAAUGCCUUAAAGGAUUUAGAGCAGGUUCACGAACUUGCCAAUGACUCAGAGGAUACUGAGAAAGUACAUAAAACAUUUGAAGCAAUUCACGACAGACUGGCACGCUCUGUUCAAGUUAUUUCAUCGCUUAUUCCGGUGCUGUUUGCCUCAGUUCUACGGACAGCGCCAUUUUCCAAAAAGCCAGAAGAAGUCGAAAGAUACAAUGUGCCAGUUGCACCAGGAAGAUUGCUAACACCACAAUCGCCGCUGACCGAUAUCGAGACGAUUUUUGGCGGGAACCAGGCUGUCGCCUUCCAUGUUCGUCGAUUUGACAAGCACGUGUCCGAGGACCACUUUGAUUCAUGGGAUAGUUUGACCUGGAUUCAGUACGAAUGUUUACCCAAUCUGUGUGAUAUUGUAGGAAAAGUUCAUGUAUCUUUGACUGAUUGUGUACAACAGUUGAUUUCCCUCUUUCGCUCUUUGUGUAUUACACUUGGGAAACCAUACUCAGACAAAAAGAUAAAACCAUUUUGUAUGCAAAGAUUAAAUGUUCUCUCUUUAGACGAAGAAAGAAGAGAAAGUCUCCUAUCCAGUGCCUCGCUUCCAGUUCUGGCCGCUGGCGUCCUGGGUUGUUUUGACUCGGAGGACGACAUGUCUGAACUGACGUCAUUAUUACGCAAUUCGGUAAUUGCCCUGGCUGAAGCCUCGGCAUCACUCGAAGGACCAAUCAUCAUGUACCAGGAGUUGAGUACUUCAUCCCGCUAUCUUGAGGUACUAAUAGGUGUUCUUUGGGAGAUAGUUGUCCAUUCCAGUUCCUUAGUACGCUGCUGUGCGGCUCCUUUAUUUACUGUGUUAAUGAAAGGUGUUGACCUGGAUCUAAUCAGUAGAAAGGUUUUACCAGCUCUAGUAACUUUAGCUUCAGAUUCACAAAUGUCAGUUAGAACGGCGGCAAUUCCGGCGUUCGGUGCAAUAGUAGAAAAUGUCACCGAUAAAAUGAUUUUAGAAAAAGUUUAUGUACAGUUCCAGUCGUUUCUUGAAGACCCACAAUACAAAGAUCAACAUGAACUACAGGCUACCAUGAUAAGAACGUUUGGCAAGGUCGCCCCUCAUGCAGAGCCACAUUUCAGAGAUGAAGUUCUCUUACCGCGACUGGUUGUCAUGGCAACAAUCAAUAACCAAUCGCAAGACGACACGAGACGGAGGGAGAUUGCGCUGGAGCUAAUGGAAGCUUACGUGUCUUUGACGUGUUGUUUCAUCUCUAUUGAUGUGUUAAAUGAUUACAUCAUCCCAGGACUCCGCGCGGUUAAACAGGACAUCGAGGCUUUGGCUCCAGAAUGCGAGGAAACUGUUCAUGUGCUUCUCAGAGAAUGCGAGGUUAAGGCAGACCAGAAAUCACUUUCACACCUUCCUUCCAGUAGCAAAAUAGGACAAGAAAUUAAAAGCACGUUUAUAAGUGGAUUCCAUCGAUUAAAAGAUGCACAGCGACCAAAAAUGGCGGACAUUUUUAAGAAGAAAGAUCGCUUUGACUCAUGACAAGCGCGGUGUCUCCCAGUUUACUACAAUAACCUUGGUCAGCGGUACUCCUGUAUCCAUGGACUCUUUACUCUAAGCUUUGGAGAAAUUAUUAGAAGUGACAUUGAAGAAUGGGAAGGAUUUUAGAGAAUUGUUCGAGUCAAAAUGGUUGAAUACCAAGGCCGAAGAUGCAUGGUAUACUUUACCAAUUGGUGAGGCUCAAAUUUGAAAGAGAUUACAACAGAAUUAAACUAUUAGAAUUAAAAAUGAAAGUUAUCGGUAUUUCAGAUAAGUAUGACAUAACCAGGCGAUAUCCGGCUUUGCAUUAGAAACGGUUAUGUGUAGUUCCAGCUUAGGAGGACAGUGCAGUGCACUCAUCAUAGUUUCUCCAUCGCGACUGUGAAUAAAUCUCGCGGCAAUUAAAGAGCGGUUUGUUAGUUCUAAGAUGCGCGUGUCUUUAUAAAGACGAACAAACGUGCACUAGACUUGGUAUGGGUUUUUUUAUUUUUUCAAGUGUAGGAUCUUUGAAUGGUCAACGUUUGUGUAAGACUCCCAGAGGCUACGUAACGAUCGUAAUCAUUUACUGCAUUUCCCUUAAUAAGAACUUGACUGAAUCUGCCCCAGCAAAAGGUGGGGAACUUCUAGUGAUAUUCCCUUAGUGAUGUUCUACAAUUUUCAAACCUUACUUUUGAUACAACGAAGUCUUCAUUUAAGGCUUAAAGCGUUUUUCGGCCCUUGCAGAUGAAGAACCACACUACAAACUGUAUGUAGUGGUUUUUUUGCCUGGGCGCUAAAAAGGAAAAAACGAUAGCUUCCAUUUGGAGCGAGAGCUUCGCAUUUGGGAAACUACUCUCCUCAGAACUGAUAAUUAUCGUGAACAAAUAUUUUGUAAAUUUUCGCAGCAGUUGGAAGCUAUUGUCAAUUUAUUGUGUCAGGUUAAGCUAAUGAACAUUUGAACAUUUCAUGCUAGCAAGUUGCAGUUCGUGGUAUUUCAAGGUGAUGGAAAUCUCUAAAUUAAUAUCAUAACCGUGUUUGUGAUUAUUGUUGUGAUUACUGUUUUGAUCGUUACCGUCGUCAUUGGAAACAUAACCUUUAUGAUAUUGUUCUCGAGCUUCAGUCUUAAGCUCUGGAGUCAGUUGUCAGCGUUACAUUUAUUCGUACGGUUUCAAUGCAAGUCCAAACAGAAUGAUGAAAUAAUUUUGAGAUUUAUCACUUAGGAAGAAAAUAUUAAUUCUAGGCUCGAUAUGAACUUUAUAUCUUUGGACAAAUUAGAGGAUUGUGAACAUCAAAAUUUGUGACGGGGUGAGAACUGUUCAUAGCUUUCUAAAAGCGUUGUUAUAACAACGCUUUUACAGGACUCGUAUUGUACAGAUUGUCCAUUUGAAUGGGUUUCUUGUCUGAUAUACCAAUAAUAGUAAUAAUUGUUAAGGAUCUUUUAUAAAAAAAAUUCGGCAGAAGCACACCUGAUCACAUUUUAAAUUUUUGUUAAAUUGCCAUUCUUUCUCAAUUACUUUCGUUCGUAAAAAUAGUUACUAAAUAAAAUGACUCUGAAAGUAUAUUUUUUAGACCUUCGCGCAAAAAUACUAAAAUACUUUAGUGUAAAUAGAAUUAAAAGAUACCAUGCAAAGACGGUAAAUAAACUGAAGCCUUU
Pocillopora verrucosa is the source of this 5152-nucleotide messenger RNA. Its product is annotated as RAB11-binding protein RELCH. The record is from RefSeq and is a predicted model, not a curated record. Lineage: Eukaryota; Metazoa; Cnidaria; Anthozoa; Scleractinia; Pocilloporidae. Gene Ontology annotation, biological process: intracellular cholesterol transport. Gene Ontology annotation, cellular component: trans-Golgi network; recycling endosome. Gene Ontology annotation, molecular function: protein binding.